Molecule: messenger RNA, 19434 nt
Organism: Xyrichtys novacula (pearly razorfish)
Lineage: Eukaryota; Metazoa; Chordata; Actinopteri; Labriformes; Labridae
Source: the annotation of a GenBank genome assembly
AUGUCUACCCUUCGUCAGCUGAGCGAGAGCAGGGCCAUCCCGACCAGGACGGUGUUGAUCAACGACACAACGCAGCUACCUCAUGACUAUUGUACCACCCCUGGAGGCACUUUAUUUUCUACCACUCCCGGAGGUAUGAACGUUGUUUAUUCUCCUCGUUGAAUUGACAGUGAGCCAACUGUACUGUGUGAGCUCUUAGCAGACAUUUAGGGCUCGUGUCAGUGUGGCCUAGGCUGCCUUGUCAUCCUGAUCAAAACAAAAACAAAGCUUAGCCCCGCCCCCGUGGUGUCUGUCUGCUGUCUGAUUGGCUAAUUUGCAGCGCAGAGAUUCUAUUAUCUGUUAUUAUGACCAGUGCAUCGAUCAUUGCAAGCGACACCCUGUUUAAAAUAGAAACGGGAUAUUGAGUGAUGAAAAAAAAAUGCUUAUGUAUUCAGCUUUAUGUAAGACUGAUGUGAUACCGUACUAUUCUGAUGAUUCAUGUCUUAUUUGAACAGAAUCUGUACAAAAUGUCGUUCUCAUGAGGAUUUUGUUUUUUUUCCCCCACAUAAUAAAGUGAAUCUACACUUAAAGAACAUGCAAAUGUUUUAAAAAUGCGAACAAAUAGGAUAAAGAUCGUGGCUCAAGAUGUAUUUUUUGCCUUUCUAUAGUAAGACGAACUCUCAAAACCCUACAAGAUAUUCAGUUCCUUAUAAAGCAGGAGGAAAAUUGACACUUUUCUGAGAGAGAAUUAUCCAAAGCUUUUGCAAAAUCGUUAUUUUUAAAUUAAGUAGAUCUUUUUCUGUUGCUGCCCCGAAUUAUGGAAUGAGCUAUGCCUCCAAAUCAGACAAGCCCCCACACUGUCCAUUUUUAAAACUCGUCCGAAAACCCAUUGUUAUUCAUUGGCUUUCAUCCCUGCAUGAGACACCUGUUUUAGUGUUUUUUGUUUUUAAUUUUAGUUAUUUGUUUGUAUGUUUUCUAACUAUAUUUUACUUUUUCAUAUCUGGUUUAAUUUUUCUAUUGUUUUAAUUGUUUUUAUGUCUGUGUUGUUUUGUCUAUUUACUGUAUGUACAGCACUUUGUUCAGCUGUGGUUGUUUUAAAGUGCUUUACAAAUAAAGUUGUGUUGAGUUGAGUACGUUGAAUCAGCAGUACUGUAUAAUGUCAAUCUAUUCAGAUGAGUGUAGUCUGGGGCUAUCAUUUCAAAACAUAAAGCCAAAGCAGGUAGGUAUACACAUUUAAAUUGUCAAAGUUGAACAGCCAGAUGAUUUUUUGACCUGCCAAAUGUAGGCACCAUAUUUUCAUAUAAGUUUCUGCCAUUUGACUCGAGCCAAUAAUUUAAAUUUCAGAAGCAUUAUGUUUACAUAUUUUCUCUCAGGAGUGUUGUACAACCUGUUCUUGUGAGUGCAGCAUCUAACAACUUUGAGGAGGAAAUUCUUCAGAUUCAGUACAAAAAUCCUCCUACACUCAAGGAGGAACUAAUGGUGUUUAUUUUGUAAAAGGUCAAAGUGUUUUACCCCCAUCCUCAAGAGUGUUUUCUUUCAAGGUUAUCUUGGGACAUCUUGUAUCCAACACAGGCAUCUUGUGGCAGUAACUUAAAAAAUUACAAAUCUCUUGGGGAAUAAAUGAUACAAAUAAUUAUAUCUGUUAUGCAAAUGGUCUAAGGACAACUCCAGCAUGAUGUCAUGAUAUCCUUGAUCAGGAUAUUAAAAGAUUAAUAAGAGAGGCGGAUGUUUGUCAAAAGAGUGGCUGGAAUCUGGGUCAGCCUUUUGACUCGCAGUCAUUUGAUAACACCUCAGUGUCCUCAGAUGUAGCACGAGCAAUCAAAACUUCAUUCCUCUUGCAGGAACCCGGAUCAUCUAUGACCGUAAGUUCCUGCUGGACAGGCGUAACUCUCCCAUAGCCCAGACUCCCCCUGCUCACCUGCCUGUCAUCCCUGGAGUGACCAGUCAACAUGUCCUCAGUGAGAACCAGAAGAACGAAGCCAACAACCACAUCAACAACCAUGAUGGCAAGCCCACAACCGGUGAGACUUAGGCCGUUGCUUGAAUAACAAAUGUAUAAAGAAGCAUGUGUUUCCAAAAUAUAUGAAAAUUAUUCGCACUUGUGUCUACAUAUGAAAAGCGCAUCCUCUGUUAUCAUGAUGCCACUGUAUAACAAGAAAAAAAACUAACCCAGCAAUUUACAUAAAAAGAAAAACAAGCUGCACUAUAGUACGUAUUUAUUUUUAUUUUUACUGUAUCAACAUCAAUGCCUUGUAUUUUAUCUUUUCCUUUUGUAUUCCAGGUGAUGAUGCCCAGUUUGAAAUGGACAUCUAACUGACUGGAACCUCACCAGCAGAAGCAAAUGACCUGGCAUUACCCAUGCCAGAGGCUUGGCUUGUAGAAACCAAUGUUGUGAGCCCUCAUGGCAGCCAUCUUCUUUAGCUCUCUGUCUCGCUGCUGGAUGUGAUGUGUGUGUAAACUUCGGGGAAUUCAUCAUACAUACAGGUGCAACUCUGGAAGCCAGGUCUGUUUGUAUUGGCUUCCAUGGUUACCAGUCACUACCACUCAGCUAGGGAGAAGGCCUGAAAAUUAAUUACCCAGACACAUUUGGCCAAUUAGUACACUGUAGUGCUCAUCUUGCAGCUCUCUGUAAACCAGAAUAAAAAUCAGAGCACACUUUACAGCUGAUAAUAUUCGGAAAUGAAGGGAGGAAGUUUGUAAUAAGUGGUAACUUCUGGUACUGGCCUUAGAAUCAGUCAAAAGCUUUGAUAUUCAUCACAGUCUUUGGUUUGUAAGACCCUUGUGAGCAUGUUUAUUUAAGUGAUUUUGUUUUUGGAACUACUUGAAAAGCUCCACAAUCUAAUAUUGGUUGUUGGUCUGUUUAGUUUCCUGUGAUGAUCUGUAAAGGGAUGCUGUGUUGUUUUUAUUUUGCAAAAAGUUGAAGAUGUCAUGCCAUUCCAAGAUUUAAGUAUCCUGUACCAACACAAUUGGCAAUUUACAGGGGUGAAAUUUUCUCUAAAAUGAAGAAUGGGCUUUAAUUUAAAUUUUUUGUAAUAAUUGUGAUUGUAUUUCCGGAAAGCUGAUAAGCUUAUCUUGAAUCUGGCAAAUGUAAACAAGCUUUUCAUCAGAAAAAAAAUGACAUUUCAGUAUGGAAACAAUUCAACACUAUUGUGACCUUUUUAUGAAUCUAUUUACACAUUUCUCUCAUGCAAAGAACAGUUCAUUCUUUUUCGCUUCAGAUUUGAUGGUUACCUUUCUUUUGGCGAGAGAUUUGUUUUCAUAAUUCCAACGCAAAUUCCACAAGUACAUUGCAACAUCUGCCAGGUGUUUUUGAAUAUUCAGACCACAUAAACAUUUAGAAUAAUGUGGAAAUGGUUUAUAUCCCAAUACUAUUUUUUGGGAGGACAAGAUUUUGAAACUUGAAUAAAACCAGAUGUUUUAUAUGCAUUUUAUUUUUAAUACAGCUAGUAUUGAGGGUAUUUGUUUGGAUACAAGCACUGUCAGGCCUUUUGAUUUGUUACAAGUGUUAAGGAACUAGAAGAUAUUAUUUUAUUGAGGCUUGAUGGACGCUGACUCUUAAUCUACAAGUCUGUCCCCAGUGUCCUUAAUCCAUCAAACAUUACCUUUUUUGCUCAUGUGUCAUGCCUGCCCAUGCCUUACUUCACAUCAAUGCAGUACUAAGACCAGAGUCCUUGUCGUCAGUUUGUACUUUCCAACAGAUGUUUAUUUUUUCACUGCAACAUUGAACAAACAAAACUGUCCUCAGCAAGUGAGCAAAAGAAAAGCUUUUUGUUUUUAUUUCUUCAAAAAGCAGCUGUGAAGUUUGAAAGUAGGAUGGAGAACACGUCAUGUUUUGAUGAUCAAGUUCAGAUGGUAAUGUGGUGAAGAGUGCCACAUGUUCUAGCAGUCCCAGUAAUUUGUUGGGAGUUUUUAACACCACAAUCCUCUGCUAGUUAUUCUCAGACCAAGAAAGAGCUCUGAACUGGGCAAAUGAAUCACCAUGAAUUUCCUGUUUUUCAUUCGUAUGACUGGAACCACUGAAUGGCUGACAUGAUGUAUAUCAAAGAUUUUCUUUUUUCUUUUUGGCUUUGUAAUUAAUUCUGGCCAUGUGUGCUGACCAACAUUUUGAGGGGUUGCUUUGAACCCAUUUUUGCAUUGCACAUUUUUAAGCGGUAAAGCUCUUUCUAUUGGGCAUCAUAAUUCAGAUUGCAGAUUUAUUUCAAAUCAGUUUGGUUUGACAAUGAGGGCUUAACAUUGUGUGCUGAAAGAGAUUUGAAACAAACUUACUGUAACUUUCUGUUCUGAUUUUGAAUAACUUUAUUUCAGAUGAAACUGCAAUGCCACUGGACAUUGUUGCUGCAAGAUCAAUAAAGUUCCGUAACAAACAAAAUGACGUGUUUUUAAUGCUUGUAUGGAGUUUUAAAACUGCUUGAAUUGUCAUAUUCUUGCUAUAACUUACAUGUGCACUAAUUUAAUCUGUGCAAAAAAGUGAAAUCUAUAUAAGGCUACCAAAUGUGAAACUCACAAAUCAAAACCCCUGUGUAUAUUUUGUGAAAACGCCAUGUUAUUUUAUCAUAUUUAGGAAUCACAUACUGUAUUUUUCCAUAAACCACUGAUGCCUUGCUCAGAAAAGUCAGCAGCUAUGUAAAGAUUACUAGACUCCAAAGGCCUCCAAUCUGUCAGGCAGAGCCAGCCCAAGCCUCAAUGGGGCCCUCUAUUUCUGCCAAUAAUAUUGAUUGUUGAUCAUUCACACACCUUCACAAAUCUCUUUGAUAAACAUUCCAUGACAUGCAAACAUGACUUUAUCUUUGCGUUUUUCUCUUCUUCCUCUUUCUUUUCUCUGCUCCUGAAGGAUAUGUCCUUUUUUGCAACAUUGUUUUGCCCCACAACUACCUGCGCUUCGGAUGCUCAGUGCACAUUGCACAGCAGAAGGCACAAAAAGCAAGAAUGGCACAAAACAUUUUUACUUUAUUUUAUUUUUACAAUAAUAUAUAUUUGAUCAUACAGAAAGCAUCACUCACACAUGCAAAAAAUAAAAAAAAAUAUUGUUAUAUUGUUGUUGUGUUUUUUGUUUAAGCAGGCACUCAGUGCGCUUGUGCCUUGGGCCAUCAGGCUCUCUUGUUAUUUUGGUCCGGAUAACAUCAUUAAAUUCAGGAUAUUUACACCACCUUAAGCAUUAAAACAGCUUUCUUUAGGAGCGACAUUGAUCAUUUUGAAGUUUUAGUUCCUUGGUUAUUGAGCAUAUGGGGCAUAAUGUGUUGGUGAUAUCUUGUGGACUACAGUGGAACUGCCAGGUAGAAGGACUGACAUAACAAAUGUCACUUAAAUAGUUAAGAAUUCACUCAAAACAGAGUUGAUACGGUCUGAAAUUAGUUACGUUUAUCGGCUGAAAUGGCUUUACGCAUAAGCGCAAAAGCAGUUUUUGGUGGGGAUAAGGUCUGACUUUUUGUGGGCCCCAAGAGCCUUAAGCUGGACUUUACAGGUUGGCUGUACUUGUAACGCUAAAGAAGGAAAAAAUCAUGUAGUUGCACUCACACAAUUUUAACGAUAAAACAAAUUUCGCAUCGUUUUUGAUAUUUUUGAACGUUUUUUUAAAUCAGGCGAUAGUGUAACUCACCCGCGGAUUUUAGAGCAGGCAUUAAUCCGGGCACCUACGGGUCCUUCCUCCUUUUCUACGUCCCUGAGCAAGGCCGGCGUCAAAAUGGUGAGUGUCGAGAGAAAUUUUCGAGUAAAAUCCCUUCAUCAUCGAAGCCAUCCUUACACCGAUACUCAACACACGGCAUUAAAGUUAUGGCUUAUACCUGUGACAUACGACAAUGUUGAUAUUACUGCGAAAAUUAAACAUAUGAGCACAAACUCAGCUGCACCAUCCUAAUGCUAAGUUCCCUCACUGUUUUCCAUCCGGACGUUUCCCACACUAUUUCUCUUAAGAGAGUGAAUUCAGCGGCUGUCACCCCAAACUUCUCACUGAUUAAACUUUUUAUAUUGGCGUAUCUUUCUUAUACGUGUAGUAGUGUUGGUAGUUUAAUAAAGCGACAGUAAACUACCAGUUGUAGCCUUAGUGGCUAACGUUAGCAUGCACUGCAGUGAUAGGCAUGACAGGACCGUCAUUUUAAGAGAAACAAAGGUAUUUUAUAACAGCUUAGGGGUUUUUGUUAGGAAACGGGAUGCAUUUAAGGCAAAUCAGUGAAUGUUAAAAAGUUGAACAGUAUGAAUUAGUAGGUUUACAGAGAAGUUGACAGAAGGUACCUGCUGCAUCUGUUUGUGCUCUCAGUGUCGCGACAAGACAUAAAUUAUUGUAGAUUAAAGCUCCUCAUAGGAGUUUCUGUUAGUUACAACAGAUUGAAAUCAAUACUUCUGCUUAAUUAUGUCAUUAUACGGCGAAGACCAGUAGUGAUAAAGUUAAUUACUUAUAUUUAGUUAUAUGCCAUGUAGGGCUGGACGAUAUGGGAGAAAGUUUAUCAUGAUAUGUAUUUUUUUUCAUAUCAGUCGAUAUUGAUAUAUAUCCUGAGAUAAAAUAUGAAAGUUAAACAGUGCUCACUGGUAGCAUGUCUUUUGCAAUACAAUAAGCGACUGCAUCUGUGAGGUCUUUGUGUCUCUUCUACGUUUUGUUGUACGGCGUUGUGCGAGAGAAAGCAGACUGAAUGGGCUCCUUGCUCCGCUUGGGGUUUGUAACCUUUUGCGUUGUGUGUGCUCUGCCGUGUGGCGCUGCUUCAGGUGGUGAAAAAGAUUUGAGGUAUUCACUGACUUUGCGAGAACGUGUACUCGACAUAAUUUUAAGUACACAUCACUCUGCUUCAUGGCCGACCUCGUAAAACCAAAAAUACCUCCAAACCACCGACGUUAUCGUGUCAGUGUUGCUCAUGUAGUUGUUCUCUACUUGGUUCUAGUUCAGCACAUGAUUGGUAUUUGUAUUCGUAUAGUCUACCAAAACAUGGCAAACUGCAAUUAUUAGUGAAAAGAAUAUUGACCAUGUUUUAUAUUGAUAUUGAGGGAAAUUAGUUUUUCGAUAUAUCAUUAUUGUUUUGUCGCCCAGCCCUAAUGCCAUGUCUUGAUUUUUAGGUAGGGUCUGAGUCAAGUUGAUCAACUGCAACAGUCACUUAUUACAUUUUCCAUGGCAGAGAUUUCCAAUAAAUUACAUACUUAAGUGUGAAAGAGAUACAGAUACUGCUCUGUCCUCAGGAGGUACCAAAAUCAAAACAAAUUGAAAGUUCCUCACUAGAGCUUUAAACAGUUGUUGAAUCAUUGUCUGGGAAUAAUCAUUAUGUUCAAUUCUGUCUCCUCUCCAGAAUGACACAGUGACAGUCAGGACCCGCAAGUUCAUGACGAACCGACUGCUUCAGAGGAAGCAAAUGGUAAGUUCAGUUUUAAUUGAUGCCACAGAUGAUGAGCUGAGCUUUCAAACAAACGUUCAUGUAUUAAAAGUAUUUUUGUUUUUUCCUUCUGUGUAGGUCGUCGACGUCCUGCAUCCUGGCAAGGCCACAGUCCCCAAGACUGAAAUCAGGGAAAAGCUCGCCAAGAUGUACAAGACCACCCCUGAUGUUGUGUUCGUGUUUGGCUUCAGGACUCAGUUUGGUGGCGGCAAGACAACAGGCUUCGCCAUGGUCUACGACUCUCUAGACUAUGCUAAGAAGAACGAACCCAAGCACAGACUGGCCAGGGUGAGUUUGAAACAACCUGCUUUUAUCUGACACGUCGAAAUUUUUUGUCAAGAGCUGGUAUCCUUUGUCUAGCACACCUCUCACAUAUGCUACAGCAGAAAGCAGCUGUGUUUUCACUUUUAUGGAUAACUUUUUGACUUGACAGCCAUUGCAGAUGCUGUAGAUACCCCUUUAUCCUUACACGUGUCAAUUACUGGAAUUUAGCUAUUUGGGUUGUAGUUGUGUGGAGCAAAGCAUCACCUCAUAGUUAUAGAAACUGGUUUAUGAGUGUGAUUAUUAUUCUGAAGAGGUUGUGUGCUGUUUCAAAUUCUCUGUUUUACAAGUCAACGCUCAUUUCCCUCUUUUUAUUUUUUUUUUCUCAGCACGGUCUCUAUGAGAAAAAGAAGACCUCAAGAAAACAGCGCAAGGAACGCAAGAACAGAAUGAAGAAAGUACGAGGCAUCAAGAAGGCCUCCGUGGGCGCUGCUGGCAAAAAGGUAACAUAACUGCCUCCUAGACUCUAACCCAGGCCGAUGUAACAGAUACAUUCUUGUUUACCUUUGGACCUGUUCACAAACUUCAAUAUUUCUGUGUUUUGAUUUGUUUAUUUAUUCCUUAUCAAAGAGACAGCAGCAGGUUUAAGUGGAGGCGACAUUAAUCCAGUGCUCUUUACUCUCUUGAUUUUCAUUGCAUAAAUAUUUUUUUCCCUUCCUGCUAAUCUUUGUUUUUCACAACUCUUCCACUCCUUUGGUUUCUUUUGUCAUCUUUCCGAUCGUAUCUAAUGUUCUUCGGGAACUGUAGAAGGUAAAUGUUGUUCAUAAAUAGACUAACUGCAGUGUGAGGAUAAUCCAGGAGUGUUAGAUUUUAUCUAACUCCUUCCUUUACACCCUCACCUACCUACCUACAUGAGAGACAGAGUGUUGAUGCUUCUCCCCCUGGUUGUAUGCGAUGCAUCCAUGAUGCAUUGAAAGUGAGAGGUUCUCCCUCUGGUUAAAACCCACUUGGUGAUCCCUUUUCUAAAUACUACUAAUGUUCCCGCCUGAACUGAAAAGUAUUACAGACCCUGUUUAACAGUGUGUUAAGACCCUGCAGCUCACCAAAGAAAAUACUUUGAAGGCAACUAAUGUGUGACAUCUUCUGAUUUAGUUUUUCCUUACUUAAUAUCAGGUUACUUCUCUAAGGCACAUGAGCCUGAAGUCACCUGGAGUACAUCUCUGUAUUUUAAAACACUGCUGCAGUGGGUAAUAAAUACCUUGAUGUCUAGUUUAGGGUGCCAUAAAAAGACCUCCAAAGGUUGACACUGGCAGUUUGGGUUGUCAUACGAUUAGUUUAGGGUUCACCCUGCGCAAAUCCAUCAACUUUCAACCUAUUAAUUUUGUUUCAUCUUUUGUUCUUGGUUUUGCUUUCCAUGGAUUUCUUUUGCAGAAAUGAGGUAUCAGUGUGCAGGUAUAGCAGCAGAAAAAAGCAUGGUGUGCCAUUGUGUGUGCACAUCAUAAGCUGAUAGACUCGAGCUGUGCCAUGCAUGUCACGCCUAACUUCACCCUGCAGUUUUCCUUACAGUGACCCCCUCCCCCCUCUUUCCUAUGUUGUGUUCAGACUUCAUGCUUAUAGGUUUUCCCUUUACCUCAGUAAAGUCCUUAAUCUACUUCUCCUGCCCACUCUGGCUUAUAUUUACACAUAAGAGUGCUUCAAAAUGCUUUAAGAUAAAGUAGUUUAUAGAGGCAGAAUUUGGUUGAAGCAUGUGGUGUGGAUCUUAUUUUUGCUAAGUGUGUUGGGUGUGGGGCAGCUGAGCUAUAAGCCUACCAGUUUGAGUUUUGUAUUGAAAUCUAAUACAGUAAAAUUUUGUAAUUUCAAGCUUAUUUGUAGGAAAUGAUGUUGUCUUAUUGAACCUGAAUUUGCAGUCCUAAACCUAAUAUAACUGAUUUAGCUGGAGAAUUUGUAAUCUGAAUCUGUAUUAAUGUGAUUCCUGUCGCCCUACAGUGAGCCUGGACAGCCUGGGAGGGUCUCCGUGCUCAAGAUGUUCUUGUAUAUUGUCAUCAAAUAAAAUUUGGAAAAAACGGAAAAAAAUUGUGAAACCUUUUAAUUUUUUCAACUCCCUUCUCUCUCAAUUUAAGGUCAGGGUAAAAACAAGGUGUUCAGAUGUCGUAUGACACAGGUUUUGUAGAGGUGGGAAUGUUCUCUGUUGUUCUCCAUGAUGCUUUAUACAGACUUAGAGAGAUAGAAUAGGAAGUUAAGCUUUCAAACCACUAGCAGAGGUAAUAGUCAGAUACACUUGUGUGUAAGCCGGUUAAUAGGCAUGACAUAACAGGAGUUAUGUGAGUGAUAUGGCUUUGCCUUUGCGACUGUUAACAUGCUUAGUUCGUCAGUACACAGUACAGUGGUGUUCACUCAUUCAUAAUUGGUAUAUUACAGCACAGCUUGACAGUACUGGCAGAUAAUGGCUUGAAAAAGUGAUCUGGCAGAUUUGUUAUUUUCUUCGUAAACAUACACAGCUGAUACAGUAACCAGACCACACAAUGAUAGCUGAUGUGCCACAGCAGUGAAAGUCAACAUGUUAGCUGAAUGGAAGUAUUUUUAAGUAUCUGAAACAGAUGUCAGACACGAAAUUUAUGAUUAAAUCCAAUUUUCAUCGUUUUUAACUCAAUAUUUUUAUUAGUUUUAUACAGAAUAUACAAAGAAACACAUCACAAACUCCCCCUUUCCCUCAAAACCCCGUCUACUGCUGGAUAUUUCUAUUACUGUGCUUAAGUAACAACUUCUGGAGCUAUAACAAAGAUAAAGAAUAAAAAGUAAAUAAAAAAAUACAAGUGCUGGAAGGCAAUGACAGAAAAUUCAAAAAGUCCUGGGGACCUUUCCAAACCAACCAGACCAAAUUCGGAAACUCAUCAUUUCGAAUUAGCACUCUCCUCUUCUAGUUGUUUUCUUUUUGGAAUAUCUUUCUCUGAAGUUUUAUCAUACAAUUAAAAUUCUUAUCUCUUUUAUGGACUUUUUCAGUUUUCAGCGGCUGGUCUAUAUUUGUAUUUCUCUUAACACACAGUAGUUCAUUUAACUUGUUCUCUUUUUACUUUUUAUUCCUCAACAUCUUGUGUAUUUCAAGAUCCGAAAAACCUGUAUCCCAAUUUUCAUCUUUUACCUUCCUGAAACUAAAGACUAUCAAUGUGAGAGCAACAAGUCCACUUCAGGUCAUGAAAGACUUGGUGUUAUUUCCAAGGAAAAGUGAGGUUAGCUGUGCUGUAUAUUUGAUUGUGUCAGCUAACAUGAGUUUAAAAUCUAUUUUAUGCAUCCCUGAAACGUAUUUACAGUGUUGUCGUUAAAUCUGUAUUACAAGGGAUUAUGGGUUGUGUUUAUAUGCUGCCAAGAGCUGUUGCUUAAGAAGUCAAUCUCCUUUUUUGGCACUUUAAGAUCUGCCUCUUUGUUUAAUUUCUAAAGUAUCUGGUGUGAUUUCUAGCUCUUCAUAUACAUAUCAGGAGAUUUUAUUUUGAGUUUGAAGUUGAUCACUAUUUCCGUACACUCAACCACAAUCAUGAGGAAGAUGCUGACCUGAAUGCUUAUAUUCGUUUUGGGCUUCUUGUUUUCUUGGACUAGUUUAAAGAAGCUCGUAACAUUCAGUGGUUUUGCUAUGACAGCUCUCAAAGCAGACACAAAGCUUGUUUUAUUUUCAACCUGUCUCAUAUUUAUUUUCUAACUAAACUGGAUUUUAAAAUUAGCUACAGUUAAAGAUACACUGAAGUAUUUUAGAAACAGUUUCCACUUGUCUCUACAUCUGCAGCAUUUUAUGUAUUUGAGUAUCUCAGAAAGAUGUAGCUGUAGUAGCUUGAAUGACCACAUGAGGGCUCCCUUUGUCAAAGAAACAAAAACAAAUGCCACUCCGACUCCUUCCCUUAAGAGUUUACCUGCUGGAUAAAAUACACACCCUUAGCUCAUCCUGGGGGUGGACUCUGAUAGCUUAACUCUGCAGCCCAGAUUCACCAUUCUUCUGCACUCUGCCUCUCCCUGUUUAUAAACACCAUUUGGAUCAGAAUAGAUACUCCUUUUGCUGCGUGACCUUUUCAGUUCAUUUGCAUAGAAAUAUCCUGAGAGUGUGUAAAUGAAGUGAUUAAAAUGCCGGGGAAUGGACUGUCCUCAGGGCAACCCCUCCCCCCCAACCCACCCUAUUGCUUCCUCCCAGUGUUCCCUGCUCUUGAUUGUAUAUUAAUAUUAUCUUAAAACAGAAUUUCCCAUUAAUUUGACUUUUUAUACAGAGAAAAAACAAAAGUUCUGAUUUGAUUUAUGAACGUGACCCUUCACUUUUUGCAAAACCUCACCCUGGUGCGUUUUCCCAUAUGCCAGAAGUUAAUACAGAACAUGCAUGUGAAGGAUCACACUAAACCCGUCCGUUAUACACAUAGUAGAUCAUAUUUCGGCCCUACAAUCUGACACAUUUUCACGCCCUUAGAAAGUGUUGAAUGUAGGCCAGACGUUUCUCCGUAGUGCACACACUACCAGGAAUAAAACGGGGAAAACAGUAGCUCAGAGGCACUUCCACUGACACAUUUUGAGUUGCGGGCUCUUCUUUCCCUGUAAAAAGGACUAUAUUUAUACCCAACAUCCCUCGUGGGCUUUUCUUCAAUCGAUGCCAAGAUUAAACACUGACAGUUUAUCAAGAUGAUUUGGACUCCAACAAACACAACACAAGACGGGAGUUACUGUAUCAAAACCCCCAUUGAUUCAGUGGACAGAGAACUGUUGUGGAGGUGAAUCUAAUACAAGAAAAUCCAUUUUUAUGCAGAGUGCGGGAACACAGAACAUGUUGGAGGCCAAAUAAUUGGACUUUAUUUUCCCCUCAACAGAAUCUAAAACCCACUAUGACCCAGAAAAGCGCUGGCAGCUUCAUUUAUCUCAGCUAAAGCGUGUGUUAGUGCCACUGCAGAGUGUGAGAGUAGGUGGGUGACUGUUGCUUAGGUGUGGAGGAGAAAAGAAGGUGCCAGCGACAGAAAAAGAAAAGGCAGUGGGGUCUCUAACAGCUCGGUGAUGCUCCGCUGGUGUGUGGUUGUGGGAGGUUUGACAUAAGUGGAGCUUUCAACCCAGGGACUGGGAACAGAUGGUGUUGGGAAAUUAAGCUCCUCUCUCUGCAGCCCUGUCGGUCCGUCCCAGGAGUCUCUGCCUCUCCGUCUUUGUCUCUUUUCCUCUCCAUCCCUGUCUUCUGUCUGUGUCCCUUCACUCAUUCUUCCUGCUCCUGUUUCUUAUCAUCUGGCCUCUUCUUGUUUCAGUUAAAUCAGCUUCCCACUUGUUUUUGUGAAAGCAGGAAAGGAGGGUGACACAAGUAGGAUGGUUAGCAGUCCAAUCGCAACACACGAGGUCUUAUUUAGGGAAAAUAAUGGAAUAGAAAAGAGAAUGAGAUUGUUGAUAAUGUGAUUGGCCGUGAGUUUAAGGGCGGAGAAGAACACAAUAGCUCUGCAUGAUUGAAAAAACCUGUAAUGUGCAAUUGAAGUAUUUCAUUUUUUUCUUAAAUUACCUCUUUGUCAUGGAAUAUCUCCAUCAAAGCUCCGUUAGAAGUUUUUAUCUGCUUGGGAAAGAGACUGAAGUAAUAUUCGGGCUUCUUUGUGAGUUAUAAAUGCAAACAAGACCGUCAGCGACAAGAUAGGUUAUGUCUGAAUUGUUAUUCGUAAUGCCUCAGCUCAAUAUGUUUGUAUUUAUUUUCCACAGAAAAGAUCCCUAGACUGCUAAAAUUAAUGGUAUGGUACAGAUUAGAGUAGAUGUAGUGUCAGUUUCAUGUGCUAAAGAUGUACAGGGAUCCUAAUUGUACCAAAUAAAACCAAGACCAAAACCAUUUCCUUUAUGUCAGGAAAGGUUGUCAUCAGAAUAUUCCUCUGCUUUCUUGCACAAAAAGGCGUUUUUUUGCUUUGCAGAGAUAGAUGGUUACGAAGAACACAUGUUUACACCCUCACAACAGGUGCGGUUUUAAUGGCUUUGUCUCUCCCCAUGUAGAGAUUUGCAGAGAAGAAAAUGAACUGAAUUUCUGAUGACUCACUGUGUGUGUUUAUGCCAGCAGACAUCAAUCGCUGCGAAAGAUGUCAAAGACAAUGUCCUCGCUGUUCUCCAGUCAUAACAGUGUGUAAACCGGGUCAUUUAUGGGGAACAACUGGACACCAUAAAGUGAUACAUAUUUCUUCGUCUUUCAUGUUUUCAGUUCUUUCAAAUGUUGGUGCAUGAUAACAAAGCUGGCCUGUCUUUGUUUUGCAGCCAUCUGCUUCAAACUGUAUGUUUACAAUGACACUGUGAUCAUUUCUGCAAGGGGCAACUUAGUGCUGUAAAGAGUGGCUGGGCAUUCGAGGAUGCGAUGCAUCUUAAUGAGGUAUGUGUCUCUUGUUGGCCUCAGCAGGGGAAUCAUCACAGCUCAUUUUGCAGUCCUGCAGUGUCCUAUCAGCUUUGGCAGCCUGCACUAAGUUCACUCCAUCUGCCAGUUGCUAGGUGCUGAUAUAUAAAAUGAUCUGUGCCUCGGUAGCCCCUGAGCACCAGGGAAGUGAUUUGCUUUUGAGGACAAACUGUGUUUCCUGAAUCCUAAUUAUCCUUUUUGCAUCACGAGCCUGACGUGGUUUUGUCAUUUAUCCCUCUCUGGAAGCAGCAGAAGAGGGAAAAAAAGCGACAAAACCAGCAGGGACUGCAGCAAAACUACAUCUGCCAAAACAGACAGAGCUCCCAUGGAUAUACUGUAAAGUCUCUGAAAUGCAUCAAUUGUAUUUUCCAUCAAUCCAUUUUCGCAGGUUCAGGCAGAGGUAGAAAAAAAAUGAUUCCUGCUGUCUAAUUCUGGCACUCUAACUGCUGUGCACACACAUGUGGAAAAUUACUUCUCAGUUUCAAUCAUGUGAGGUGUAUUGAAACCACUCUGAGGUAUUUUUUCAGACUGCGAACACGCUGUCUGAGGCUCAGAGGACAUCGGACUGGUGUGAAAGCAUGUCAGCCCACCUGCCACCUACGUCCACAGGAAUUUUGUUCAUUUUUGUUGGCAGAGAAGGAUAGUCUGCAGAGCAGGAAGAAAAGGGAGCAGGGGAAUAAUGUGGCUGGUUGUACAGGAGGAGAAAAAAAAGGGGCUCUGCUGAAGGGGAGGUAAAGGAGAGAGGGAGAAUCAGGAGGGUGCUGUAAUGAGAAAGGGCAGCAGAUGUGAGUGACAGUAUGAUGGAAUGCUCUGUGUGGUGACCAUGCUGUACUCUGCAGACUGAGGUGUGUGUGUGUGCAUUCACUGUGGAAGAGUGUGUGCAUGUGUGUCCUUGGGUUUUAGAGAAAGGAUACUUCAUUUGAGCUUAUCAGGUUUUGCGCUAAAAUAUGGUCGUACCCCACACCCCUCUUCAUGAACCAAGCUAUUCAUCAUGCUCCAUCACUUAGGUAAUUAAGCUGAAUUAUACCAUGAUGCUCUAUAAAAACAAGCAUUACUGCUCCCAAGUUGUAAUAGCAGACAAAUAUAUUAGCACUGCAGCUGUGGCAAAGCCUUUACUGCCUUACUGUAUUCUUCCCAUAAAUCCAAAAUUUUAUUUAUUGAACCAUUUACUUUCUUGUCAAGAAGCAGGUAAAGAAAUUAUCACCAUUCUCCCGACUGCACAUAAACAAUAUUAACAAGCCAAUAGAGCCUGACAUAACAAGUGCAAGCAGUUAACAGCCAUAGCUUAGCGUAAAAUAGUUAAAAAGUGAAGUUAUUUCAUUGUUUGCGUUGGUUUGUGGUGGUUUGCUGCCAUCUAGCGGCCCUUUCUAGACAUCCUCCUCCUCCUUGCUCGGUCACAUGCUGUCAUGGAGCACACAGUGAGGAAAGUUUAGCUGGGUGACACAGCUCAAGAAAGAACAUUUAUGAUCAUUAUCAUAUCCUUGAAAUAAUAAUCACCAUAUUAAUCAUUUUGCACUGCAGACGUGGUAGUUCUUCUGCCUUAGCGUCUCCGUCUAAUUGCGUUUCCAUUAAGAAAUGAUCAUAAAUGUUCUUCCUUGAGCUGCGUCACCCCGCAGCAGUCUGUAAUGGACUGGCCAGAGGUCUCGCUACUAACAAGCGGCUGCUGGAAGAGAGUAGGUGAGUUGUGUUUAGUCUCUUUGCUAAUGAAAUUAGGCAAAGUUAAAAAGAUGUUUGGUGGCUAGUACCAUGGCUGGGACCCUAUAUGUACUGUUGAUGAAGUUAGGUGCUGUUCUGAGCAUUAUUUGUAGCUAUAGAGUGGCGUUUUGGUUGAGUGUGUGGCUCUCUGUAUUGCUAGCGUGCGGUCAUUACUAAAGUUGGUAAAACUAUAGAAGCAAGCGGCAAUAUUCAUCUCUUGAGGGGGUGUCUAACUUGGUGUUACAGUGUGUUUGACCCCCAACUUAAUUUUACACUGAAAUAUCCCUUUAAUGGUUAUGAACUUAGUACAGUAUGAACAUUUAUGAAAUGGAAGAUUGAGGACAUUUCGGCUAACGUCCUCUGCUAGCUAACAUGACCAGCAGUAGCUAACCCUCUCACUCUGUUACCAAUGUAGCUCAUAGCCAUUAGCAGUGUAUUUGGAUAGAGCUGUUUAUAAUAUCUACUCUUGUGUUUCCUGGUAAAUCUGUACUACUGAUUUGGCUUAUUUUCUCAUAAUGUCACAGUUAGAAUCACACAUCAAAACAGAAGAAACUAUUGAGCAAAAGUACUCCCUGUCUUCAAGUCUCAUACAAAGCAGAUUGAGUGUAGCGUCAUAAUAAACCUGAAUACAACCUAAUGGUAAAAUAAACUUCUAUAACUCUGCUAAAGAAAGAAAGAGUGUUCAUUAUAUCUCAGUCCCAAUCUACAAAUGUUAGUUAUAGCUUCAUCUAAAGACUUAAAGUGACAUUUAUUUGAAUCAAGCAGAGGAGAAAAGAGACAAAAUAUGAAGAUCUAAGUGAAAUAACAUCCCACAAACUCUAAACAGUUUCUAACUCCUCCUUAUUCUAGAGACAUUAACUUCAAUAUGGACAAAUUUAUAGAUUCAAUUUGUGAACAAAACACUCCCUGGAGAAAAGCCUGGUUCAUCUUUUCAAUCAAUGAAGCAAAUUUGUGUUUGGGCUUUAUGUUGCAUGAUGUAGCAUCCAAAGUAACAAUAUGACUGUAUUACAUGGUUUUCCAAUAGUGGUCUAAAACCAAAUUGUCUCUGUCUCUCAUGGUUGCAUUGCAAUUUGAUGUAGUCUCUCUAUAUCACGGAGGAACACGGUCAGAUUAUAAUGGACUUCAUUGCGAUUGAGGGUGGGACGGGGUUGUGUUUGGGCUGCGCGCAGCUCUUGGCUGUCUGUACGACUGAGUUACUCUGCCAUUUUUCAGCCCGUGCACAUUCCUCCACUCAUUGGUAUUCCUGUUCAUAUUACCCUCUUCAAUCAGCGGCGGAGAAGCUCUGAUUAAUGGCAACAGUGAGAGCAAUCUCCCAGUGAUUCAUUAAACAGGACUGGCAUGAAUAAAAAGAGAGAUUUGCUCAUAUUGCCUCUCAGAUCCCAUAAUAUGUUCUGUCGCUGGAGAAAUGCAUAAUUCAUGGUGUUGUUAGUGACUCUCAACAUACCCACACAUGCAGUAGAGCCAAAGCUGUAUGAAGUGAAUGAAAAAGUUAAAUCACUCAUCAUCCUUAUAUCAUAUCAUAGUUGGAAUAAUUGAAGUACCCUGCUUAAGUUCAGCACUCCAAAUUUACCCAGCAGUCUUUUAAUGCUUGUUCAAGCCGUUGAAAUGGACAGAUCUUAUGACUGUAAAUUAUUAUCCCAAAUCUGAGCAUGUCUCUUUAGAAAUAGAAACUCACCCAGCACAGGAGACGACAUAUUUAGUCUGAUCUAUUACCUUUAUUAUAUGUGAUAUUUUAUUAGUAAACAACAUAAACCACUCUGCUUUAACCUCUGCUACAAGCCAUGUGAACAUUUCCUACUUCAGCUUCAGACGUUUCUUGGUUUGUGGUACAAAAUAGUGGAUAUAAAGUAAUCUUAAUUUUCAUGACUCAAUGACUGUAAAACUUUACAACAUUACACAUUGUACUAAAAAUUAAUGUAGUCAAGUUGCUUAACAGUCAAUCAUACUUUUCUUGUUCUUUUACCCAUAAAAAUAGCUUUUAAAAACGUCCAGUUUGAGUGUUUUUUUAAUGGUGCCUCAUUUUUCUUCCUUUUACGUAUGAGGCUUAGUGAGGCAUUUUUGUGACCACAAAGCCACGUUUUACAGCAAUGUUUUGCGUCAUUUAAAAUAAAUUUGGGAUAAUUUCAUUUUAAUUUUGUACCAAAAGCAAAAACUCACUUUGCAAAACAAUAUUUAGUAUUUUGGUUUUGGCUGGUUUAGCUCAGUUUGCUUGAGCAGGCGCCCCAUAUACAGAGGCAACAGUCUGAGUGACUGAGAUUCUCAGUUCAAACCAUAGACUGUAUAUAGAAUAGACGCCCUCUGCCUCCUCGCUGGGUGAAGUCACUCUGAGAACAGCACCCUCUGGUGACGGGCUGCAGUAUAGGUCAUACAUCCCGCCUCUGCCAGCCAUCCUUAUGGAGCUGUGGUCAAACUUUAGAAAUUUAUUACACAGAAUAUAAAUUUUCCUCCCCCCUAAUUGUGAUGUUGACAUGUAGUUACUAUAAGACUGGUUUGUGCUCAAGUCCUCUUUUUUCUGUACAGCUCCAUUUUUAAAAGUUAUUUGGGGGUUCAUAUUUUCUAUGAUUGACACCUGAUACAGCCUAUGGGCGAACGAAGAUUGCGUAGCUCACCUGGGGGAUACGCUGUUUGAGCCAAGCGUCAUCACAGCGACACUCCCGCCGAAUGCGCACAACGCUACUGUGCAAUGUUGGUUCCAGGAAGUGGAGAAAAAAAUGCAGAAUUACCAAGAACUUUUCAGCUUUAAAUCCAUAUACUGACAGAAGGCGGAACCAAGUUGUCCAUAGUAUAUACAGUUUAGGGUUCAACCACAUUUCUCCCUUUAAGAUGUCUGACCAAAAAGAAGAAAAAAAACUGCAAAAUAAGAGUCUUAAAGCUCCUGUGAGGAAGUUUUGUUUAAGGUCAAUUUUGGCUCCCCAUGUGCACUGAGCAGUCUUUGCUUAUCUUGUCUUCUACAUGCUUAAGUAGUAUCUGUUGAUGUCAGCUCCCAUCCUGUUGGUUGAAUGCGUAGUUUAAUGUGAAUAUACGAUGUGGAAAUUAAAAACAGGACUUUUCAGCUGACACCUACCCCCUAGUGCUGAUUUCAGCCAUUAAAAAAGACAGUUUACAACCUGUCAGUUUUCUGUUUAAUAUAAAAAGGCAUGAAUAUGAAUUUCAGUCUAUUUCAUAAACAUCAAAAAACUCCUCAUAGGAGCUUUAAGUAAAAAAAAAAAAAAAUGCUUGAAUAUAUUACUUUGCUUUCAGCUCCCAAAGUGCCUGCACCUUUGCUCUGGACAAAACCCAUCUCCAGAAAAUCACCUCAGCACUACCAUCCAGCAUAUUACCAUGGAUUGAUUUCUAUCAAACAUUACCCCUGCAAAUGUGCAUGAGCAUGGGCCAUCAGGCGAGCGUCAUUACUGCCGCUCGUUUACCAGGUAAGAGACGAUCGGAUGUGACAGGGGCGGAAUUAGCUUUGUGUUGGCUCUCAGUCACUCUCAUCCCUAACUGCUGCUGGGUGGGGGAGCAUGAUUAAAAGGAUAUAUAAUUCCACCCUGCACAUUAAAGACCCCUUGGCCCACUUUCCCUCCCACCUUCUCUGUGGAGCACACAAAGGCUGCAGCCUGGGCUGUAGUGCUGUCUUAGAAGCCUCUCUUAUUCCUGCUGUCUUUUCUUCUUCAAGGUGAUUGCUGAUCUGAGAGAUAAAAUGGAUGAAAGCAUUCAGGUGGAAAGCCAAUCAUAUUGAGAAUCCCUGUAUUGCUUUUUCAUUAUAAAGUACCAACAUGAAAUGGAUGUAGCAGCAGGUGUAACUGA